Monomorium pharaonis (pharaoh ant) is the source of this 5512-nucleotide messenger RNA. RefSeq names its product protein Skeletor, isoforms B/C (gene Skeletor). The record is from RefSeq and is a predicted model, not a curated record. Bases 416 to 4513 code for a protein of 1365 amino acids. Lineage: Eukaryota; Metazoa; Arthropoda; Insecta; Hymenoptera; Formicidae. The transcript has 15 exons.
CUCUUAAUUAAUCUCAAGCAAUAAUUAAUCUUAAGCAACAGGUGAACACUAGCGAAGAUUAGAAAAUUAGACGAAGACGUGGUGAAUAGAAUUGCAACUAGGUAGAUAAUUCAAACACCGGCAAACUUGGAUGUCAAAGUGAGAAACAUAUAAGUUACUAUGAAGGAAGAAAGCUUAAAGCUACUACAGGUGUGUACGAAAAACGAUCGUCAAGUCUCGGACGGCGAGACAGCGUCGGUUGGGACUUUUACCCGCUGCAGGCGCGAAAAGCUGAAAAGUCUUUCCCGCGAGAGAAAGACAGAGAGAAAGGAACGGGAACGGUGAAGCAAGGCGAGCCGGUGAUCGCGUAGUGGGACCAACAAAGUUACCUGGAUCGACAACAGAUACUUUUCUCGGCAGUAACCACCAAGACACCAUGACGACACGAUCACUCGCCUCGUCCCCGACGCGACCACCGUCGACUGUUGGGCUGAUCAUCGCGCUCCUCCUCGUCGCGGCCGCACAAAUAUGCAGCGGAGCAUACUACGGGAAACUGAUCGGCAAGCUGUCUGAACUUCAUCAUGGCGUGAGCGGCGAGGUCUACGCCGUCGACGCAAGGACGCUAUUUAUCAAGGAUUUCACUUAUGAUGGCGAAGGUCCAGCUGCCUUCUUUUAUGCUGGAAACAGCAAGGGUCCAGGCAACAACGGAUUUCGGGUGCGUGACGAACGCGGAACCACGAACGUCCUUAAACGGUAUCGCAAGAAGGACAUCACGCUGACCUUACCGGAGGGCAAGACCUUGAAUAACAUUAAGUGGUUUUCGGUUUGGUGCGACGAAUUCUCCGUGAACUUCGGCGACGUCAGAAUACCACGAAGCUUCGAUUAUCCGAAACCGCAGAAGCUGAAGUCACUGAGCGGCAUACACGGCGUCAGUUCGGAGCCAGUUGUCAUCGUAGACGCCCAGACCCUUCUGAUACCCAGUUUCAGUUACGAUGGCGAAGCACCUGAUGCCAAGUUCUGGGCGGGCGCUGGUCCGAACCCCUCGUCGCAGGGUAUCCGGGUGCCGGACGAGAACGGGAAAGUGCAACCGUUGCGUCGUUACGAUCGCAAGACGAUCGUGUUGACGUUACCGAGUGACCUGACCGUUCAUCAGCUCGGUCACUUCGGAGUGUGGUGCGAGGCCUUUGCUGUGGACUUUGGUCACGUGCAGAUCCCGCACAAUAUGAACGUACCGCCGUCUCUCAAAAUGCUCGGGGUUUCGCCGCAGUCGAAACUUAACUGCGAGGUUCUCGAGGACAGCUUAGCUUUCGAGGUGCGAUGGGCCGUGGCCGGGGACAGCAUUGUCGUUCAGCUCGUCGCAAAGCUAGAUGCCGGACAGUAUAUGUCCUUCGGAUUGUCCGUGGACCCGGAGAGAAGCACGAUGGUCGGCGGGGACGUUACCGUGGCUUGGGUCGAGAAGCAGACUCUGCAGGGAUACGCCGUGGAUUACUUCCUAGACGCGAAGUCCCAGUGCUCAGGACGCCGCGGUAGCUGCCCCGACAGGCGUAUACGGGAAAACACGGACUCGGUGCGGCUGUUGAACGCAGCGAUGGUCAACGGCUAUAGCAUUGUCACGUACCAGAGACCACUGAAAGCCAGCGACGAGCUAGACCUUCCGAUCUUGACGAACAGAUCGCAGGCCAUAAUCUGGGCUGUUGGACCGUUGAACGAGCGGCAGGAAGUCAGUUUUCAUAGCCACUAUUUGAGGACUGACCGGUUUAUCGAAUUUGGCAGACCGCCCGCGUGGAAUUGUCCCAUGCCGGAUCAGGAGCCUUCAGACGUUAACGAGACAGCAAGCAGCCAUCAAGUUACCUUAAGGACUCCACAACGUGUACAGGCGACUCCUGCACCGGCUUCUACGAAGGACGCUUGGGAAAUACCACCGAUUCAAUGUUACGAACCGGAGGAUGGUGUUUUCUAUGCGCAGAUGGGCCCCACCGGAGGGAAACACGGCUAUCCGGCAAUCACCGGUCACGUCGGCUGGGGAAUCUCUUGGUACAUUAAUGGAUUACUGAUACCCGAGAUUAACGUGGUGCGGGGCAAGAGAUACACUUUUGUUGUGGAAGGCGGUUUAGAAGCCGACAUUCCAGCUCGUUAUCAUCCAUUCUACAUCACGGACGAUCCGAUAGGCGGUUACUAUCACAAAACAGCUGAGGAGAAAGCGAAAGUGAAGAUAUUCGCCGGUGUGCGCCGGCAACGUGGCAAGGUUAUCCCCACGGGCGUAGGUCGCCUUUGCAAUUGGGUGCCGGACCAGAACCAACCACCCGCGGACGAUUUCGCCUCCUUCGGAGCAUAUCAGCGUACCCUGACCCUUGAAUGCGACCACGGCGAGCCGGGCUUCGUGGAAUGGACGCCCGACGAGAACACUCCCGACACGGUUUAUUAUCAGUGCUUCACGCAUCGUUACCUAGGUUGGAAGAUCAAUGUACACGAUAGCUGCGACGUCAGCGAGCCAUCGGUGACGCAGGUGGCUAGCGAGAAGCACGAGGUGUACGUGGAGCCACCCCAGGACCAUCAGGAUCUGGACUACGGCGCUAGUAUUGCCGUGCCGAGCAAGGUAACGCCAACGGCGGAAUUUCUUCGUCACCAGCAUGCCCAUCAUCAUUCUCAUCGCGAAUACGACUAUCGUUAUCCUCACCAUCAUCAUCAUUCGAUGACUACUAACAGCAAGCUAAGCGUCUCACAUCCACAGCUACUAACGAACGCCAAUAACAAUUACGAUCGCUUGCAAUCAUCAUCAUCAUCGCCCAAGAAUUCGUACGGGACACGUCCGAUGGACGCGGAUCGCGUCGACAUUGAGGAGGACCUGCCGCAUCAGCAACAGCAGAAACCGCAGCAGCAACAGCAAUACCGGUCGACCACGACCGAUCAUGAACUACCGUCAUCAUCUCUUCAUGGGACUCAUCUCACGGAGCUUGCGCGGGAAAUUCAUCAUACCGCCACUAACCCGGAAUUGUCUAACCUCGUUGCAGAUCACCAGCGAUCGUCGUCACUGACAAGCCAAGCGACAAGGUUGCCUUACGUAGCGGCGGCCGCCAUCAGCAACACCCAGCUACCGUUCUCCCGAGCGCCGCAUCAUUACGCGAGCAAUUUCCAUCACUACGUCCGCCAUCAGCUUCCUCCGUCUCCUUCACGUUAUUAUCAUCACUCCGAACCGCCGAGGACCCAACUGAUGAUCAUCCGCCGGCAUCCGGUGUCAUUAACGCGCCAACCGCAAUCGAUGUUACAGACGUUACAGAAAGCUGCCAGUAUGAUGACGAGCGCGUUAUCGUUGCCGUUCCCAUUCUUCCAAACGACCUCGCCGCGACCGAUUCUAAUCGAGCGCAAAAAGUCCGUUUACCGACCACCGGUCGUCGCAAUAACAACGCUGAAGACGACGCCAAAAACGACGAUCGACAAGAUCGUCCUGCUGCCGCCGCCUGAUAAACUCACAGCGAAGAUUGAUGCAAAGCAGCAACGCAUGAAACUCGAGGCGAAGAUGGGAUCGAACUCUGACGUCACCGAGAAUCACGUGAGUGGUCCCUCGUGGAAGCUUCUGAAACCUGCGCGCAACACCGGCUUCAAUCCCGAUUCCAUCGUCAUCGAGAGCGGCUUUAAACCGAUCAUCAGAAACACAAUCGUCGAUAGUCGAGCGGCCGCAGACGUCGCGCAGAAGAGGCUGUCGAUGGGCGCGACAGAGUCUUGGCAGGACGGGGUUCCGCUCAGAAAGAAUGGGGAUUAUCGCACGAUCGACGAGUUCUCGCCCGUCUUUAUGCCGUCGCUGCCCAUGACGAUCGAUGGCAGCAGGAAGCGAAAGAAGAAGACGUCUCCUACACGUUCUCCAUCGCCUACGCGUUUUCCGUCCCCUCGUUUCGAUUUCGACGACAUGGAGAUGGCGGCCGAUCUCAGACUCGACACCUACUAUCUCCCGCCAAUCGGCAAGACGAGACCGGAGCAGCUUCCGUCACCCUCCCCCUCCGGCGUUUUGAUCACCUACGAUGGUAAGAAGCUGCGGGACUCUACCAGUUUGGCCAGGUCCAUCUCCGACGACGAGCCUCGCGGUAGUAAAGGCCAGCUGACCUCGGACAUUCUUAGCAGAACGCCGCAGUUCGGUAAGUUCCAGGGCGAGCUGCCGCCACUGAUUCCUGGAGAGAUGCGCGCGAACGACUCAAUUCCCACCACCUACUCCUCCUCCUCCUCCUCCUCCUCCUCUUCUUCUCCGUAUGGGAAGAAAAACCGUCUGCCGGUUGUCGAUCUGCCGCCAAGUAUCGAAUUAUUGCCGAAGACCAGCAGCAGCAGCAGCAGCACGAAGCUGAAGCUGGUGGAGAGAUCGAAGAGAUCGCCGCUUUCGAAUGUCGGUCGCACGAUGUCGAGCGCAGACUUCCAGCGGGACAUCGGCGACCGUGGACGUCGGGAACGUGUCCGGAUCGAAUCGGCCAGUGGCAGUGGAGCGCGCAGCUUCGGCAGCCUCGGAUGGAUCGUUCCGAUCGCGAUUGCGGCGCGGCUCGCGAUUUGAGAGAAAUUAAUGACCCCGGUCCAGUUGUGUCUUGCCGACGAAGGCAUACACACCAUAUUCUCGAUGCUGGAAGGGAAGAUCGGAAGACGUUGAUCGUUUCGAGCGCGCCCGUGUGGCUCGUAGCGCGGUCACAGGAUCAUUCGGGAAUGGUAGACGAUAAUACUCUCCAACUGCGUUAACACCGGGGAAGGCAUUACUAACCACUGGGAAAACCGCUGGUUUCCUAUACAGUAGUACAAUCCGCCUGUUAAGCUCGCGUCUCAUAUAUCUCUGAUACCUCGAUCUGCUUUCUCGAUCGUGUUCUUUGCGCGGCAAUCAUCAGUUGAAUAUUUUAUUAUUCGAUUUACGUUCCUCAGGCCAGAUCUAUAUUGCUUGUAAACAUUUUUACGGUGCUGAUUUAGCAAUUACAUUACUCCGAAAGAGAACAGAAGAUUUUAUGCAUUAAUUCAUAUACAUCUGCGUGCACGUGUUUUUUUUCUAUUUUAAUAUUAGAAUUGUGCAAGCUACAUGUCUGAUAUCAAAAUUGUAAUUAUACACGGAUGAUAAUAAAUGUUUGAGAAAAUAGAUAAUAUAAAAUACAUGAUAGUAACAAAUAUAUAUAGAUAUGUAUAAAGAAUUGUUUUGAAGGCGAGAUUAAAAUUUUCGAAAUCGAAGUAGCAUUUGGGAUCAGUAAAAAUGAAAGGUAUAACGUAUGAAUGUGUUCGAUACAAUUACGUAAACGAAAAGUUAUGGGAAGUACAAGUUUAUAAAUUUACAUUUUUGAUACCGUGAUAUUACGACGCACAAUAACAAUUGCUAUAAUUGUGAGAAAAAUAAAAGUUUACAAUUAUUAAAAAACAGACGCCGAAAACCCGAUCGAGUUCCAAAAACGCCAGUUUACAACUGGCGCAGGAGGCGUUCGCAGCAACAGGUACUUGUUGAAUUUUGUGCUGGCAUAUUUUUGUAAAUAAGUUAAAAUAUUUGUUAAUAAAGGUAAAUCUUGACACAGUUAUUUCCAAA